Chlorella variabilis is the source of this 438-nucleotide messenger RNA. RefSeq lists its product as hypothetical. Gene Ontology annotation, molecular function: chromatin binding. Gene Ontology annotation, cellular component: nucleus. The record is from RefSeq and is a predicted model, not a curated record. Gene Ontology annotation, biological process: mitotic G2 DNA damage checkpoint signaling. Bases 1 to 438 code for a protein of 145 amino acids. Lineage: Eukaryota; Viridiplantae; Chlorophyta; Trebouxiophyceae; Chlorellales; Chlorellaceae. The transcript is spliced from 4 exons.
AUGCCACAGACGUUUCUGGUGGUGCAAUGGCAGUGUAAGCUCUGCGGCGAAAAGCAGUCGUUGCAGCGCGUGUAUGCAAGGAGCCACAGCGCCAAGGACUGCCGCCUGGUGGUGCAGCACUACAAUGCGGCCCGCGGCGACAUUCUGGAGGACGAGGAUGCAGAACGUGCGCAAGCCGCAGCGUAUGGCUCAGCUGAGGCAGCCGGGGGCGGCAACGGAGACUCGGGCGGCGAGCAGUGCUUGCCACAGCAGCAGCGCUGGCAGGCGUUCAAGGAUGAGGGGGACGAGGAUGAGGGCUGGACGAUUGCUGUGCCACAGCGUGCUGCUGCUGUCAAGCUCAAGUGCAGUGGCGGCCAGGCAGGCGGUGGCAGCAAGCGCCGUAGGGAGCAGCAGGACCAGGCGUGGGGUGCCUGGGCGGAUGCCGCUGACGACUGGUAG